This is a messenger RNA of Pungitius pungitius (ninespine stickleback), 2206 nucleotides long. RefSeq lists its product as uncharacterized. Lineage: Eukaryota; Metazoa; Chordata; Actinopteri; Perciformes; Gasterosteidae. The record is from RefSeq and is a predicted model, not a curated record. Bases 36 to 1829 code for a protein of 597 amino acids. The transcript is spliced from 18 exons.
UUGAUCGAUUGAGGUUUCAUUUUUCCAAAAGCAACAUGGAGUCCCGCAGGACACUUGAAGCAAGUCUGACUUUAUUAAUCCUCGUAACCAGCAGCUACGGAGGACACUCACAACCAGUGCCCACUCUGAGAUGGAACCAGGCUCUGGUAACGUUUCAUAACCAGCUGACCGAAGAAGUGCAGGUCUUCUACACGUCAGAUUACUGCUACAAGUGCCUGUUCCAGCAUCUGGUCACUGUGGAACACAACAACAAUGCAUCUGCUGUGGUCAGCACAAAAUUCUCUCUGACUCUGGAAGUGAAAUCACAGAUCAGGAAUGCAACUCUUUGCAGAUGGAUUCCGACAUAUGAAGAGGCUGGUCAUUACUCGGUUUGGAUCCAGAUGUCCGAGGCCACCAAUAACUCCAGCUGCAUUUUCGCUGUGGAUAAAAAACCAAACAUUGUUUACAUGCCUCUUCUGGUGGCGGCUCUCCUAAUGGCCGUACUCGCUCUCUUGUUCAUCGCGAGACCCUACAUCUACAGGAGGUGCUGUGCAUCCAAAUGUAUAAAGACCAUUUGCUGCCAAGGCUCACAGCACUCAGUGGAUAAUGACAGCGCAGACGAUUGUGAAGCUCAGCAGAAUACCACUAAAGCAAAACCAGCACGUCUGCUCUCGCUGGACACUUUCCGUGGGUUUUCCCUGAUUGUGAUGGUGUUUGUGAACUACGGAGGAGGAGGCUACUGGUUCUUUCAGCAUGAGCCUUGGAAUGGUCUAACUUUGGCCAGUCUCGUCAUGCCAUGGUUUGUGUUUGUUAUCGGGACUUCAGUGGUGUUAGCUUUCACGUCCAUGCAGAGGAGAGGAGUCAGCCGCCUGCAGCUGCUGCGCAAAAUCUCUUGGAGGACAGUGGUACUCAUGAUGAUCGGCUUCUGCUUCCUGAACUACUCUCCCAUUGACGGAUCACUGUCCUGGUCCUGGCUGAGGGUCCCUGGGGUGCUGCAGCGUCUGGGCUUCACCUACUUUGUUCUGGCUCUCAUGCAGACUUUCUGGGGCCAGAAAGAAAUCUCACUGAGAGCGACUCGCUGGUGGAACCCCGUCCAGGACGUGGCCCUUUACUGGCCCCAGUGGCUGAUUAUCAUCCUGCUUGAGGCUCUGUGGCUCUGUAUCACUUUUCUCAUGCCCGUACCCGAUUGCCCCACAGGGUAUUUGGGGGCUGGUGGAAUCGGUGAUUACGGUCUUUACCCAAACUGCACUGGGGGCGCGGCGGGGUACAUUGAUAGGUUGAUGUUUGGUAAAAACCUAUACAGAUACCCCACAUGCAAAGAAAUAUAUCACACCACGCAGCCUUUUGACCCAGAGGGUGUUCUGGGUACAAUCAACUCCAUUGUCAUUGGAUUCCUGGGGAUGCAGGCCGGGAAAAUUAUCAUCUUCUACAAGGGGAAGACCAUCUCCAUUCUCUGUCGAUUCCUAGUGUGGGCCGCCAUCCUGGGAAUCUCUACAGCCAUCCUUUCUAAGUGCACACGAGACGAAGGAUUUAUACCUGUCAAUAAAAACCUUUGGUCGUUGUCCUUUGUGUUGUGUGCGGGCUGCUUCUCCUUCCUGCUGCUGGGAGGCAUGUACUUUGUCAUCGAUGUUAAGGGCUGGUGGGGCGGACAGCCAUUCAUAUACCCAGGGAUGAACUCCAUCUUUGUCUAUGUUGGCCACACUAUGCUGGGCUACUACUUCCCGUUCAGCUGGGAGAUGCGCUUCCAGCAGGACCACUGGGAGUGGCUUUUCCAAGGCCUGUGGGGAACGUCUCUGUGGGUGCUCGCCGCUUACCUGCUCUACAGAAAGAAAUUCUUCCUCAAAAUAUAAACCGGGAUCAUCGUGUGUCCCUUUCACGUUUCAUUUUACUCUAUUUUCUCAUUUUUUUUGCUGAACAAACACUAUUCAUGUAGAAAUAUAUUGAUUAUCAAAACAUCAGAAUGCUAAAUCUGGCUAUACAACAUGCUCAGGUGCAUUUGAAUGAACUGUACCGAUGAACCUCUCAUAGAGCAAGCAGCUCAAAGACGGUGCUUCAGGUUUUUGUCAAGCUAAAGCCAUUAAAGCAAUGCCUAUCUUCCAAAGAAGAUGUCUGAUUCAUUGUCCGUGCGGGCAGCUGAGGAUUUAUUUGACGCCACUUGUUUUGUGCACUGAAUAGACUGAUUAAAUCAAAUACACUGAGGUAGUACUUAACAAAUUAGGACGAGUGA